Messenger RNA from Capsaspora owczarzaki ATCC 30864, 1552 nucleotides. RefSeq lists its product as hypothetical. Bases 130 to 1416 code for a protein of 428 amino acids. Gene Ontology annotation, molecular function: protein binding. The record is from RefSeq and is a predicted model, not a curated record. The transcript has 4 exons. NCBI's taxonomy places the organism in Eukaryota, Filasterea, Ministeriida, Capsasporidae.
CUUCAACCAGCUCAACCAACAAAGCGCUUCCCAACUCAACUUUAGCUCACAAGCUCUCGAUCAACUAGUGUUCGUUCACACACCUUCACCACUUGCACAAAAGUCGUCGGACCGACCCCCCUCUCAAGAAUGGACCCCGUCGUGGCUGAUCUGCUGUCGGAUCGCUGGGGUGCUGUGCAUCAUCAUCUGCAAGUCACCUCUGCUGCGUCUGCGUCGUCGGACGGCGCUCCUUCUGCGGAUGAUGGUGCUCAUGCUGUUGCAGCAACGUCGCUCAUCACGCGACCUGCGGCGUACGAGCCAGAGCCAGACCCUUGCCGCGACCUGCUCAUGGCGCUCAAAGACGCGGUGGACGAGUUGGAGCACUAUUCCAAAUCAGGAUCCACCACCGCCGACAAGUCAUUGCUGAUUCGCACGGUGGAGCCAAAGCAGCUUCCGUGGGUCGGAACACCUUCAAAGCCAAAGACAGAGGAGCGGCGCACUUCGCUCGUCGCGACGGAAGAGGGUGAUUGGACGAGUCCAAUGUUGCUGUCGGCCAACGAUUCGACAACUUUGGCAGAAGUGUCGGAAGAGCCAGGCUCAGAGACCCGAUUCAUCUCGGAUGAGCAUCACUUGUUGGAAACCUUCUGCUCUAGUCUAGAAGCAUGUUUGAGACUCGGAUUGAAAUCCACCGUCAUGUUUUCGUCUGUCAAGUACGACUACUGGGAUUGGAUCACAGAGCUGGUGGCGCCGCAUACACCACUUCCCAACGAAAGCUCCUCGCCCGCGGCGGACAACAUUUCAAUCACCCUGUGGCCUUCCAGCAACUCAAAGCCCAAGGAAAUUCCCACCAUCAACCCAAUCAUGAACGGCAUUGUGUCGACCAUCUCGAGCAGAACGCCAUCCCUGCAGACGCCCCAAGGCCGCGGGCGACAAUUCAUUCGCAUGGCCCUCACCAGCAAAGUCCUUACCGUCCCGCUGCAGCAACUCUCCCGCAACAAGAAGCUGCGUGAAGCGUGGUACUCAAAGGAGGAUUCCAUUCUUGGGCACCCAAAACACAUCCAAGAAUUGAUUGCCACCCUCUACGAAAUCACCGCCAUCGACUUUCAGCUCGAUCUCUCAAACACGACCUCCCUCGACGACACCUGGACCUUGCCAAUCAUGCGGCACGUCACCUUUAUCAAGAGUCCGGAAUUUGGUCUUGGAAUUGACAUUCUACAAUCUGGCGAGCACAUCACAAUCGUUGGUGUCAAGCCCGGCAGUCCAGCGGCGAAUUCGAAUGCCAUCGACGUUGGCGACAUCCUCGAGAACGUGAAUGGGCUGGUCGUCGCAAAUCAGCCUCAAUCUGUUGUGACGCAGCACAUUCGCGCGAUUGUGGGUCGAGUGGACUUGGUGAUUCGAAAAUCAAGCUCCAAGCACAACGAAGUGAAAAGUCUGUAGUUGUACUCCCUGUUGCGUUCUUCCAUCUUAAACUGUUGUUCAUGCCAUAUUGUUCUUGUACAUGAAGUGUAUUGAUUGCACUGUUUUGACGCCGCUGGUUCCAUUGAAAAAAACAAAACGAAAUGUGUUGUCUUGG